This is a messenger RNA of Haliotis rufescens (red abalone), 1560 nucleotides long. RefSeq names its product peptidyl-prolyl cis-trans isomerase-like 3. NCBI's taxonomy places the organism in Eukaryota, Metazoa, Mollusca, Gastropoda, Lepetellida, Haliotidae. Gene Ontology annotation, cellular component: catalytic step 2 spliceosome. The coding region runs from base 72 to 557 and encodes 161 amino acids. The transcript is spliced from 6 exons. Gene Ontology annotation, molecular function: peptidyl-prolyl cis-trans isomerase activity. The record is from RefSeq and is a predicted model, not a curated record. Gene Ontology annotation, biological process: protein peptidyl-prolyl isomerization; protein folding.
CACUUCCGGACUUCAGCGUGGGAGGUACGAAUUGCAGAUGAUCAUAGGAUUGUUCAGACAGUAAAUGGAAGAUGUCAGUCACUCUACACACAGACCUGGGAGACAUGAAGCUCGAGCUGUUCAUUGAGCAGUGCCCAAAGACUUGUGAAAACUUCCUCGCCCUCUGUGCCAGCAACUACUAUGAUGGAUGUAUAUUUCACAGAAACAUCAAGGGAUUUAUGUUGCAGACUGGCGAUCCCACAGGUACUGGAAAGGGAGGCACCAGCAUUUGGGGGCAACACUAUGAAGAUGAACUCAGAGAUGCAUUGAAACAUAACACAAGAGGCAUUUUGUCAUCAGCAAACAAUGGCCCUGAUACAAAUGGAUCACAGUUUUUCCUAACAUACUCAAAACAACCUCAUCUGGAUAUGAAAUACACAGUCUUUGGAAGAGUGAUUGAUGGCUUUGAUACACUGGACGCCCUGGAGAAACUUCCGGUAAACGAGAAGACAUUCAGGCCAACAAGUGACAUCAAGAUCCGAGAUAUCACUAUUCACGCUAACCCUAUGGCUGGAUGAUAAUAAACCGUUGUGUCAUUGGGAUCAGUAUCAUGUCAGGCGGGUCUUGCUUCACAGCUGUUUUACGUUCAAGAUUAUGGCACUGAUAUAGCAAUAGCUAUCUGUGGCUGCUUGUACUAUUUUGGACUAAUGUCGCCUUUACAGUGCUAGCCUCUGAAAUAACAUGACUGUUUAACAUGGAUACCCCACUCAGUACACAGUAUUCUGACUCUGACCCAAUCAGUCCAUGUUCUUUUUUAAGAGGGGCGGUCGGGUAGCCUAGUUGUUAAAGCGUUCACUUGUCACACUGAAGACCCAGGUUCGAUUCCCAAAAUGGGUACAAUGUGUGAAGCCCAUUUCUAGUGUUCCCCGCCGUGAUAUUGCUGGAAUAUUGCUAAAAGUGUCAUUAAACCAUACUCACUCACUCACUCACUGACUCACUCUUUUUAAAGAAGAAAAUAAAAUAUAAUAAAUAUUGCUUUUUUCCACCUACCAAUGAGGAAUGUUUAACAAAUACAAGAAACCAAACAUUCUGUCAAAUCCCAUGUUUGCCGAAAUUAUUAUACAUUAGGUAACUUCUAUUUGAAAAACUAAACAAUGCAGCAUUAGUGGGUUUGCAUUUGAUUUCUUUUCCUAUUUCAAUGGAGUAGUUCAUCUACAAAAUGUCUUCUACAUUCGAUCGUUUCACUGAUAUGGACUACAAGUCAUAGUGGGAGUCAUGUUUAUGUGAAACUGGACUCUCCUCUAAACUCGGUACAGCCAUAGCUCUUUCCCAGCUGAGAGUGUUAUGGAGCAAUGGAGCCUUUCUUACUAGUGAUGUAGUGAUUGGUCCUAAUCAGUGAUUGGUUGGUUGCUCUGUCCAUGUGCAGUGAUUGGUUGUUAGUGAAGGCAGCAUGUGGGAAGCUGGAUUCAUGGGGGUUAAUGUCAUGGGAGCACUGUACAUCAUGUCAUUAUAUCAGUAACAUGUAAAUAUAUGUACAUAUAUAUGUGUGUGUACAAAAUUGAAAAUAAAUCUUUAAACAUC